AUGAGUUCUGUUUCGGCCCUUGUUCCCUUCGUGGUCGCGUUGGCUGCCGUCUUCCUCGGCUGGAAGCUGUUCAGCAACAAGCAGCGCAAGGUCCUUAACCCCACUGAGUUCCAGCACUUCAUCCUGAAGGCAAAGACCGACAUCUCCCACAAUGUGACCAUCUACCGCUUCGCUCUCCCCCGCCCCACCGACAUCCUGGGUCUGCCCAUCGGUCAGCACAUCUCUCUCGCUGCCAACAUUGAGGGUCAGCCCAAGGAGGUUGUCCGCUCCUACACUCCCAUCUCCUCCGACAAUGAGGCCGGCUACUUCGAUCUCCUGGUCAAGGCUUACCCCCAGGGUAACAUCUCCAAGUACUUGACUACCCUGCAGGUCGGUCAGACCAUGAAGGUCCGCGGCCCCAAGGGUGCCAUGGUCUACACUCCCAACAUGUGCCGUCACAUUGGUAUGAUCGCGGGAGGUACCGGUAUCACUCCCAUGUACCAGAUCAUCAAGGCUAUUGUCCGCAACCGCCCUCGCAACGGUGGCAACGACAACACCCAGGUCGACCUGAUCUUCGCCAACGUUAACCCCGAUGACAUCCUCAUGAAGGACGAGCUCGAGCAGCUGGCCAAGGAGGACGACCGUUUCCGCAUCUACUACGUCCUCAACAACCCUCCCGAGGGCUGGACCGGUGGCGUUGGCUUCGUGACCCCCGACAUGAUCAAGGAACGCCUCCCUGCCCCCGCCAGCGACAUCAAGAUCCUCCUCUGCGGUCCUCCUCCCAUGGUCAGCGCCAUGAAGAAGGCCACCGAGACUCUUGGUUACACCAAGGCUCGCCCCGUCAGCAAGCUCGAGGACCAGGUCUUCUGCUUCUAA
Messenger RNA from Aspergillus uvarum CBS 121591, 855 nucleotides. RefSeq names its product cytochrome b5 reductase family protein. Bases 1 to 855 code for a protein of 284 amino acids. Gene Ontology annotation, molecular function: oxidoreductase activity. The transcript has 4 exons. NCBI's taxonomy places the organism in Eukaryota, Fungi, Ascomycota, Eurotiomycetes, Eurotiales, Aspergillaceae. The record is from RefSeq and is a predicted model, not a curated record. Gene Ontology annotation, cellular component: endoplasmic reticulum.